Messenger RNA from Cercospora beticola, 1728 nucleotides. RefSeq names its product cytochrome P450. The record is from RefSeq and is a predicted model, not a curated record. Gene Ontology annotation, molecular function: iron ion binding; oxidoreductase activity, acting on paired donors, with incorporation or reduction of molecular oxygen; heme binding. Lineage: Eukaryota; Fungi; Ascomycota; Dothideomycetes; Mycosphaerellales; Mycosphaerellaceae.
AAAGAGACCUCUCCUCCUCUUACUCCUCACGUUGCACAAUCGCUGCAAUGUUCUUCUCAUCUUCUAUAGAUGGCAGCUCGCCAUUGAGCGUGCUGGCGUUCGUCCUCCUCCCAGCAGCACUUGUCAUCUACACUGCCUCCUUCAUCAUCUACCGCAUCUUCUUCCAUCCACUAUCCAAGUAUCCUGGCCCGCUGCUCGCCAAAGUCACAGAUCUCUACUCGACUUACCACGCUCUACGCGGAGAUCGUCACCUCGAAUUCUACCGCAUCCAUGAGAAAUAUGGCCCCAUCGUGCGAUUCGGGCCCAACAGCCUGUCCUUUAACUCGAACACCGCCCUGAAGGAUAUCUACGGAUUCAAAUCAAACGUCCGCAAAGCUCGAUUCUACGAAGCCUUCUGGGCUACCAAAGACUCCUUCAGCACCCACAGCGCCAUCUCCAAAUCCAUUCACGCUCGGAAACGCAGAGUCCUAAGCCACGCCUUCUCCGACUCAGCGAUAAAAUCGAUGGAGAACCACAUCCUCGCGCACGUCCGCCAAUUCUGCCAAAACCUCGCCGGAACCAACAACACCUCCAACACCCAACUCACAACCUUCGCCUCCGUCCCCACCAACAACCCAGAAUCCAAAGGCUACGGCAACCCAGUCGACAUUUCCGACCAAGCCAACUACCUCACCUUCGACAUAAUGGGCGACCUCUGCUUCGGAAAAUCUUUCUCAAUGCUCGAAAGCCCCCAAAACCGCUUCGCAAUCGACCUCAUAGGCUCCGCCGCGCACCGCCACUUAAUCUGCGGCACCUACCUCCCCAUCCACACUUUCCACCUCGAUAAACUCUUCUUCCGCAAAAUCGCCGCAGGUCGCGCUCGUUAUAUGCAAUACAGUAAAGCCCAAGCCGCCGAACGCAUGAAAAUGGGUUCAGACGUCGAUCGCAAAGAUUUCUUCUAUCAUCUUUUGAAAGCCAAAGAUCCUGAAACGGGGAAAGGAUUCACGACACCGGAACUUUGGGGUGAAUCCAACCUCCUCAUCAUUGCGGGCUCGGAUACGACUUCUACAGCCCUCGCAGCCGCAAUUUUCUACCUCGUUCACAACCCCACCACCCUUGCAACUCUGGCUUCCGAAAUCCGCUCCGCUUUCCAAUACGUCGAAGAAAUCCACAUUUCCCCCCAACUCAACAACCUCACAUACCUCCGCGCCUGCAUCGACGAAGCAAUGCGUCUCUCACCCUCCGUAGGCGGUCUUCUACCAAGAGAAGUCCUGCCAGGAGGCACGACCAUCGACGGCGAACAAAUUCCAGAAGGAACAGUAAUCGGAGUACCACACUAUACGAUUCACCACAACGAAUCCUACUACCCUUCAGCGUUUUCCUUCCUACCCGAACGAUGGAUUUCAGGUUCGCUUCUUCCACAGGAGCAGAAAGUCACAACAGAAGCAGUGAGCACUGCACAGAGUGCUUUCUGUCCUUUCAGUGUUGGGCCAAGAGGUUGUAUUGGAAAAGGCAUGGCAUACAACGAAUUGAUGAUCACAUUGGCGAGGACGGUAUUCAUGUACGAUAUGCGGUUAGCACCAGGAAGUACACUGGGAGAGGGAAACCCAGAAACAAAAGAGUAUGGGAGACAACGGAGAACAGAGUUCCAGUUGAAGGACACAUUUACGAGUAUGAAAGAAGGGCCGCUGGUGCAGUUCAGACCGAGGGAAUUGUCCUCGUAAUUCUCGAUAGUCUAGCGUGCAGAGC